AUGAGAGUAACACCACUUCUGGCACAAGUCACUGCUCUGGCCAUGCUCAGCGGUCAUUGUGUGCUGGCCGAGUGCACCAGGGAAAGUCUGCUGUCUGAGGCGGCUGCUUACAUUACAGCCCAGACCGCCGGCAAGACCGACGGAUUGAAGAUGUCUGCCACAAACUUCACGUACCGAGAGAACAACAAAGUCGUGGACAUCAAGCGCGGGGUAAUCAACCAGCCUCUCAAGAUUGAUCUCAACAGAAGCACCGCCGACACUGUUGCGUGCGCAAGCUACACUAUGCUCAUAUCCACUUCUGGAUCAAAGCCUUAUGUGCUGGCUACACAGAUUCGUCAUGACGACAACGAUAUGAGCUCCAUCGCCAUGAUUGAUACCAUUGCCGCCACAACGGGAUCACUCUUUUUCAACGCCAAAAGGACCCUCAGCCUCAUCCAGCAAGAAACCUGGACGCCCCUUGAAGAAAGUCAGAGGCCGAGCCGAGAGCUGUUGAAGAAAGUGGGGGACGCCUACUUGGACAUGUGGACAGAUAAGAACGCUGCAGAUUCCAUUCCGUGGGGCACACAAUGCGAGCGCGUGGAGGGUUCUCAGUUAACGAAACCAUGCGGUGUCUCGCUCCCGCGCGGAGGCAGUGCGAAGAACAACGGUAUGCGACGGUACGUCAUCGACGAAGUCAUUGGGUCUGUUGAUGUAUUGUGUUCCUUCGACUCUCUUGGUAGUCUGCCAGACAGUCACGAGAUUCGGGUGGAAGACGGCAAGGUGAAAUAUGUACAUACUGUCACGGUUUAA
Messenger RNA from Thyridium curvatum, 789 nucleotides. RefSeq lists its product as uncharacterized. NCBI's taxonomy places the organism in Eukaryota, Fungi, Ascomycota, Sordariomycetes, Thyridiales, Thyridiaceae. The record is from RefSeq and is a predicted model, not a curated record. The coding region runs from base 1 to 789 and encodes 262 amino acids. The transcript has a single exon.